Molecule: messenger RNA, 1707 nt
Organism: Thermothelomyces thermophilus ATCC 42464
Lineage: Eukaryota; Fungi; Ascomycota; Sordariomycetes; Sordariales; Chaetomiaceae
Exons: 3
Coding region: 94-1371 (425 amino acids)
Biological process (GO): protein localization to cell surface; attachment of GPI anchor to protein
Cellular component (GO): GPI-anchor transamidase complex; membrane
Source: RefSeq, a predicted model, not a curated record
GGGCUCAUCAGCUGCUUUGUUCGCAGGCCCAUCUCGCAUCCGGCACCCGCAUCUUCUACUCCUUCCCAUGUCCCGGCCAUGGCGCACGGAGCGAUGGACGGCGCCAAGGCAACCCCGGGACAAACGGCAGCCCUGUAUGCGGGCGCUGCCGCCCUGCGGCUCGCCAUUUUUACCUUGCUGCCCGCGCUCCCGGACCUGCUGACGGGCCGCGUCGAGAUCUCGACUCCCGUCACGAGCUUCAAGCGCCUUCAGGAGGGCCUCUUUCUCUAUAACCACAACGUCUCCCCUUAUGACGGCGGCGUCUACCACCAGGCGCCCCUGCUCCUCCCGCUCUUCUCGCUACUCCCGAGCUACGCGAACUUCCCGAUCUUCACCUACCUGCUCUACACCGCGGUGGACUUGCUGAGCGCCCGCGCGCUAUGGACGAUUGCCGACUCGGGUGAGGCGGGGUCCUCCGCCCUGUUCACCUCACCGCGCCGGGCAAAGCGCUGGAGCGGCUUCGUGAUCGCUGCCGUCUUUCUCUUUAAUCCGUUCACCGUAGCAACGUGCCUCGGACGGUCGACCAGCGUCUUCACGACCUGCGCCAUCCUCCACGCCAUUGCCAGGGCCGUGUCCGGCGCCCCCUUCGGCGCCAUGGCCGCCCUGUCCUUCGCCAGCUAUCUCUCCAUGUACCCGCUGCUGCUGCUCCCGCCGCUGAUCCUCCUCGGCUACGACCGACAGCGCCCCGAGCGGGCCACCAAAUCCGCCCUCACCUUCGCCGCCAUCUGCGCCGCCACCGUUGCCGGAAUCCUCGCGAUCCUGUUUCAGAUGUCGUACCUCGUCACGGGCUCCUGGGAGUUCCUGCCGUCGACCUACGGCGUGCAGCUGACGCUCUCGGACCUGACGCCCAACGUCGGCCUGUGGUGGUAUUUCUUCAUCGAGAUGUUCGACUCGUUCCGCUCCUUCUUCCUCGCCGUCUUCUGGCUGCACCUGUCGAGCUACGUGGGCGGCCUGACGGUGCGCAUCCGCCGCCAGCCGCUGGUCGUGCUCACGCUCCUGCUCGGCAUCCUGUCCAUCUUCAAGCCGUACCCGAGCAUCAGCGACACGGCCCUGUUCUUCGCCCUCGUGCCGCUGUACCGGCACGUGUUCCCGCUGAUGCGGUACACAUUCCUCAGCGUCGCCGUCAUCCUGUACGCGACGUGCCUCGGCCCGGCGUUUUAUCACCUGUGGAUCUACGCCGGCAGCGGGAAUGCCAACUUCUUCUACGCCAUCACCCUGGUGUGGAAUCUGGGUCUCAGCCUGCUGGUGUGCGACUUGAUGUUUGCGGUGCUGAGGGAUGAGUGGGAGGUGGAGAGGCCAGAGAUGGCGGGCAAAGAGGUCCGGCAGAUAUAGACGAAUCAAUGUUGUGAAUGGACUGUAACAUGUUAAAACAAACCAUGGUUGAUUUGUUUACAUCCAACACAAUCCCAUCCCGCUCUGGGGUCUUGGGCUGCACGGUCAGUCCCCGUCCCGGCUCCGUAACAGCCAAGGCAUCGAAUAGUACCUCCUUGUAGGGUCCCAAUAUUUUUUUGUUGUACUCCAUGUCCCGUCCUCGUUGCGAGCGCAGGUGUUUUGUCUCUGCCUCUUUCAUUUCCCAAGCGGAUUGAUUGCCCCGCGACGUCACGUCGGUGUGUGAUGCCUGAUUGCCUGCCUGUAGUCGGAUGGCGCUCACCCGGCAGCCCCACCAAA